This is a messenger RNA of Chinchilla lanigera (long-tailed chinchilla), 1445 nucleotides long. RefSeq names its product circadian associated repressor of transcription (gene Ciart). Gene Ontology annotation, biological process: negative regulation of DNA-templated transcription; circadian regulation of gene expression. Bases 155 to 1315 code for a protein of 386 amino acids. Gene Ontology annotation, cellular component: nucleus. The transcript has 6 exons. NCBI's taxonomy places the organism in Eukaryota, Metazoa, Chordata, Mammalia, Rodentia, Chinchillidae. Gene Ontology annotation, molecular function: RNA polymerase II cis-regulatory region sequence-specific DNA binding. The record is from RefSeq and is a predicted model, not a curated record.
GGAAGGGGCGGGUCCUGCUGAGAGGCGGAGGUGGAUAGCUGAGACUGGGAGAGACUGAAGAGCUGCAGACAGUUUGGGCUGAACUAGCUGAUCAACACAGGUUCUGAUCUUUGGGCACUCCAGCAGCUGUUCUCCAGCCCUCGCUUCUGGACCUAUGGAUUCUCCGCCUAGCGUUUCUUCUUGUUCCUCCUAUUCUCUCUCUCCCUCUUUCUCCUCCUCUCCAGUGAACAGUGACUGUGGCUUCCUCUCUGAUAGUGAGAGGGAGGAAAAGCGAGUCCAGGGGCCCAAGCCAGACACUGUUGGGCAGAGGGGAGGUUCCCAGGCCAGCCCAGGUCCCAUCCGUUGCAGGCAUCGAUCCAAAGUUUCCAGAAACCAACAUACAGCAUCUCACCUGGAACAGCGAGGCCUGGCUUCUCCAAUGGCAGGAUCUGGGGUGAAAAGAUCAAGAGACUGUGAUUUGGAGGCCAAUCUAAACGUUCAGGGUUGUACCACGGAGGGAGACCUGCUCUUUGCUCAGAAGUGUAAAGAACUCCAAGGAUUCAUUCGGCCCCUCACAGACCUACUGAAUGGGCUAAAGAUGGGUCGCUUUGAGAGAGGACUGAGCAGCUUCCAGCAGAGCGUGGCAAUGGACAGGAUCCAGCGCAUUGUAGGUGUUUUGCAGAAGCCAGAGAUGGGGGAGCGUUACCUAGGAACUCUGCUACAAGUGGAAGGGAUGUUAAAGACUUGGUUUCCUCAUAUAGCUGCCCAGAAGUCAUCACUGGGUGGUAGUAGGCAUCAGGUGACCAAGCAUUUUCAAAACCACCACAGUGAUUCAGCUGCUUCCUGUCCUGUACCUCCUAUGGGAAAGAUGGACCAGACAAAGCUAGGACAUUUAGUUUUGAAAUCAAAGCAGCCUUGGCACCUCUCAGAGUGGCCAGCCAUGAACCUUACCUGGAUCCACACUGCUCCAAUUUGCAACCCUCCUCUUGGUUCCCCAGGUACCAUUUCCUUUAGCCAGGGUCCUUUAGGCGCUGGAACCAGCAUUGGCCUCAUCCUUUUCCUCCAGCAUGGAGAGCAGCCCUUUACCCACUCUGCCCCAACCACUCCAGUCCCACCUACUACAGCAUCUUCUGUCAUCCUUGGUGAUCCUAAGAAACUGUCUGGAGAGGGGCCUCGCUGCCGCAGUUUGCCCAUAGCUCUGCCGUCAGACUGGAGCUGCAAGCUGUGCCCUCCUGAUGCACCCACCACAGCCAGAGAGGUGAGCAUGGGACACCUGGAGCAGCAAAUGAGAUGCCAUUCUCCGGUUGCUCCGGCUGCCCAUUUCCUAAGCCCCUGACCCAGGCCGUGUGACUGCCACUCUGAUUUUCAAUUUGUGUAAAUAGACGUAUGUAUAUUUUUUACUUUUAAUGUGUGUAUUAAUGUUGGGAAGAUAAAUCCUUUCUGAUUAAAGAAACUUUUUACCUAAA